UCCGCCUCCAAUCGCCCCUUCCCCUCUCCCCUCUCAGCCCCUCAUCCCAUUCGGAAGAGGAAGGAACAAAAGGUCCCGGACCCCCAGCUCUGACGGGGCGGGACCCGGAGCCUCGGUGCAGGUUAGGUAGAGGAACGUCUUCUCUCAUUGCGGGUUGCGGCCUUUGGUAAGAGCAUGUCGUCCAUCUUGCCAUUCACUCCACCGGUUGUGAAAAGGCUGCUGGGAUGGAAGAAAUCAGCUGGUGGGUCUGGAGGAGCAGGCGGAGGAGAGCAGAACGGACAAGAAGAAAAGUGGUGUGAGAAAGCAGUUAAAAGUUUGGUGAAGAAGCUAAAGAAAACAGGACGAUUAGAUGAGCUUGAGAAAGCCAUCACCACUCAAAAUUGUAAUACUAAAUGUGUCACCAUACCAAGCACUUGCUCUGAAAUUUGGGGACUGAGUACACCAAAUACGAUAGAUCAGUGGGAUACAACAGGCCUUUACAGCUUCUCUGAACAAACCAGGUCUCUGGAUGGCCGUCUACAAGUGUCUCAUCGAAAAGGACUGCCACACGUCAUAUAUUGCCGAUUGUGGCGCUGGCCUGACCUUCACAGUCACCAUGAGCUCAAAGCGAUCGAAAACUGCGAAUAUGCUUUUAAUCUUAAAAAGGAUGAAGUAUGUGUAAACCCUUACCACUACCAGAGAGUUGAGACACCAGUUCUGCCUCCAGUACUAGUGCCGCGGCAUACUGAGAUCCUGACAGAACUGCCUCCUCUGGACGAUUAUACCCACUCCAUCCCAGAAAACACUAAUUUCCCAGCGGGCAUCGAGCCACAGAGUAAUUACAUCCCAGAAACGCCACCUCCUGGAUAUAUCAGUGAGGAUGGAGAAACAAGUGAUCAGCAGUUGAACCAAAGUAUGGAUACAGGAUCUCCAGCAGAACUAUCUCCUACUACUCUUUCCCCCGUUAAUCAUAGUUUGGAUUUGCAGCCAGUUACUUACUCAGAACCUGCAUUUUGGUGUUCAAUAGCAUACUAUGAAUUAAACCAGAGGGUCGGCGAGACCUUCCACGCGUCACAGCCCUCACUCACUGUAGACGGUUUCACAGAUCCAUCCAAUUCAGAGAGGUUCUGCCUAGGGUUGCUCUCCAACGUCAACCGAAAUGCGACUGUAGAAAUGACAAGAAGACAUAUAGGGAGAGGAGUGCGCUUAUAUUACAUAGGUGGAGAAGUUUUUGCUGAGUGUCUAAGUGAUAGUGCAAUCUUUGUGCAGAGCCCCAACUGCAAUCAGAGAUACGGGUGGCACCCCGCAACAGUGUGUAAAAUUCCACCAGGCUGUAAUCUGAAGAUCUUCAACAACCAGGAAUUUGCUGCUCUUCUGGCUCAGUCUGUUAAUCAGGGUUUUGAAGCCGUGUAUCAGCUAACUAGAAUGUGCACCAUAAGAAUGAGUUUUGUGAAAGGGUGGGGAGCAGAAUACCGAAGGCAGACGGUAACGAGCACUCCUUGCUGGAUUGAGCUUCAU
This is a messenger RNA of Neomonachus schauinslandi (Hawaiian monk seal), 1497 nucleotides long. RefSeq names its product SMAD family member 2 (gene SMAD2). Gene Ontology annotation, biological process: cell differentiation; BMP signaling pathway; anatomical structure morphogenesis. Gene Ontology annotation, molecular function: I-SMAD binding; DNA-binding transcription factor activity, RNA polymerase II-specific; RNA polymerase II cis-regulatory region sequence-specific DNA binding. The record is from RefSeq and is a predicted model, not a curated record. The annotation marks the transcript as partial. Gene Ontology annotation, cellular component: heteromeric SMAD protein complex. Lineage: Eukaryota; Metazoa; Chordata; Mammalia; Carnivora; Phocidae. The transcript has 11 exons.